UCGCGAAAGUUGGAUGGCUAUUGUUCCUAAGAUUAUCACAUUGGCUAAGAGUAGUUCUUCUGCUUCAGUAAUAAAAGUUUUACGAUACUACGCGUCACUCAAGAAUUUUGAGACAUGUUUCGAUAAAAAAUGUUGUGCAGCGCUCGAAUUGUUGUGUUUGUUAACUACCGUAAGCAAAAGAUCGGCAGAAAGUAGAAGAUGUAUUAUAGACAUACAGGAGGAUUGUGCCGAUAUGAGGUCGUAUAUUAGAAAACUACCCGCUUCAAGAUUGACUCCAUUUUUACUUAAGAUCAGUGAAUGUUACACCAUAGUUGUUGAUAAAGAAGCCUUGACACAAUCGUCUAACUCGUGCAUGGAAGCAAUUGUUCUCCUUCUUUCUGUGUAUUAUGUGUUCCAUAUAGGUUGGUGCAAAGCCACCAUAUUGACUCUUUUAUUCAUGCAAACCGAAAUGUUAAAACUGUCGUUAGAUGAUGAAGACAUUCAUUAUGGUUCCGUUUCUAUUUUUACGAAUGCUCUGGAUGCCAUUCACGAAGAGCAAGAAUAAUUUGUUUCAAAUUAUCCUUUACAUUUUAGUAAUAUCCCUGUUUUAAACCAAGACGAUUUACGCAUUGUCCUACCAUUUAAUUUUUUUUUGUUUUCGCA
Molecule: messenger RNA, 642 nt
Organism: Daphnia magna
Lineage: Eukaryota; Metazoa; Arthropoda; Branchiopoda; Diplostraca; Daphniidae
Exons: 3
Coding region: 14-544 (176 amino acids)
Source: RefSeq, a predicted model, not a curated record